This is a messenger RNA of Triticum aestivum (bread wheat), 3151 nucleotides long. Its product is annotated as disease resistance protein RGA4-like. The record is from RefSeq and is a predicted model, not a curated record. The transcript is spliced from 2 exons. NCBI's taxonomy places the organism in Eukaryota, Viridiplantae, Streptophyta, Magnoliopsida, Poales, Poaceae. Gene Ontology annotation, biological process: defense response to other organism. The coding region runs from base 44 to 2932 and encodes 962 amino acids. Gene Ontology annotation, molecular function: ADP binding.
UUCCUCAUAGGGUGUGACAGGGAGAGGUGCAGAGUAGAGAACAAUGGAGGUCAUUGGCCUGAUCAAGAGUGUGAUGGGGUGCAUGAAGACGCUGGCUGACCUUAUAGAGAAAAACAUCGAGCGCAGAGACUUGCUCGCUGUUGGCCUUAUUUCCAUGAAGAAUUAUCUCCAGAUACUCAUCGACGUCGAAGGGCGCUUCAAGAGAAAGCAGCUGCAACUGGCACCAGGAAUGCAAUUGCAGCUGCAGGAGCUGGCUUUUGAUAUCGAUGACUUCAUACAAGCUCUCUGGGUUCCCGGACCAUGUCGCUCCUUCUUCCUCGCUGCGGUGGGGUUAGACUCUCGUCCUCGACUUAUUCAGCUCAUUGCCGAUUUCAAGGAUCGCAUCAAGAUUCUGAUAGAAGAGCUUCCAAAAAGCUUUGAACCGAUGCCACCACCGACCGGGGGAACUUCAACGUUGGCCAGUCCGCCGUCAUCGGCUAGAGCUCCAGUUUCUUAUGCUCGAGAGGUGGAUCUCGUGGGCAUCCAAGGACCCAAAAUGGAGAUUAAGGAGCUUCUCUCGCCACACGCUGAGCCCCAUCGAGGGAGACUAAGCGUCAUCUCCAUCGUCGGAUGUAGCGGCGCAGGAAAGACUGCCCUCGCAAGGACACUCUACGAAGACGAUGAUGUCACCAAGGAUUUUGAUUACAAGGCUUGGGUUGUGGCCUCCGACCACAUCCCUGCGGGUAUUCUAAACAAGAUCCUCGAAGAAGUUAUUCCUACAUCACUACUUGGAAGAAUCUCCCAAGCUUUGCAACGUUUCUUAAACACGAUUCUCCGAGCGGUUCCUCUAUCACCAGCCCGCUGGAGUACCUCCGAAGCUAUGCAACAUUUCCGAAAGGACAAAAGGUACCUGGUCUUUGUUGAUGACGUGCAACGCGUGACACCAUGGAAGGACAUUAGUAAUGCAUUCCGUGAAAAUGUCAUGGACAGCAGAAUAAUUGUGACCACAAUUGUUCCAUCCGUUGCCAGGGCGCGAAGCUGUGGCAGACCUGGCAGUUAUAUGUACACAGUGAAAGGUCUGGACAAAGAAAAUUCAAGAAGACUAUUCCGGGCAAAGUUUUGGCAAGAUGAUGGCUACUCAGCAGAAGGUGAAGUUGACUUGCAUGACAAUGAUGUUGAUAUCAUCACUAAAAAGUGUGAUGGCUUACCAAUGGCGCUAAUCAGUACAGCUAAAUAUUUGCGUCAGAAAGGACCAGAUCCAACAAUUAAAGAUUUUAAGCAAGUAAGCCAAGAACUUCGUGAUUGCCUGGCAUGUCGUGAGACCGCCUCUGAGGAUUUCUCAGCAUUUGCGGAAAUGAGAAGGGCGCUUGUCAAACCCUACGAGAACCUCAAACAUGGUGAGAAGGAAUGCUUACUUUAUGUAAGCACAUUUUCCCAUGGUCAUGAUGCAACCACCAAUUCCCUACUCAGAAGAUUAAUAGCUGAAGGAUUGCUUCCUAGAGAUGAUGAUGUAGCCAAAGAUCCAGAGUCGAUUGUGGGAGAUGUCCGUGAGUGCUUGAGGAAAUUGAUGGACCAUAGUAUGAUUGAGCCCGUUCCCAUUCGCAACUAUACCAACGUUGCCAAGAGGUGCCGAGUGCACAGUAUAAUGCUGGAGUUUACCAUCAAGAUAGCUGUGUCCAGAAACUUCAUGAGUCUGAUUCACAAGGACAAGGCUCUGCACAGCAGAACCGGCAAAGUUCGCCGGCUCACUGUUCAGUCCAGCCCCCUUGUACGAGGCACCACACGUCCAGAGGGAAUGGAUUUGUCUGUUCUCAGGUCCUUGGCAAUAUUCGAGAGUAGAAUUCUGGAUUUUCAGGAAUGCAAGCUGGUGAGAGUCUUGGACCUUGAAGGUUGCAUUGGGCUUACAAAGGAGGUUCUUGAUAAUAUAUGUGGGUUGCUACUUCUCAGGUUUCUCAGCCUCAGAAAUUCAGAUACCAAGGAGCUUCCCGAAAAUGUGAAGGAGCUCCAAUGUUUAGAGACGCUGGACACUCGGGGCACAGAGGUGGAAAAAUUGCCUGUGGAAGUCAUCAUGCUCCCACGGAUUGCCUACCUGUUUGGCAAGUUUGAGCUAACCAACGUGGACACCGAAAAUAGAGACAAGGUUGCCAAGUUUUUUUCAGAAAAGAGAAGUCAACUGCACACUCUUGGUGGUAUAUCUGUCCACAAGACACCAUGUUUAGAGAUUGUUGUGGACGUAGUACAACACGCCACAAUGCUGAAGAAGGUUAAAGUGUGGUACAAGGAAGCUCCAAGCAGCCCAGGUCCUUCCACUUCUAUACCAGAACCGAUCCCUGGUGAUAGGAAUUUGGUUCGCACUGGUCUGGAAUCCACUCUGAAGAAGCGUUCUCUCAAUUCGGAUCCUUGUAUGGAUCUCGACUCUGUGUCCGUUGAUUUCAAUGGUGUCCCCAAUACCUUUCUGGAUUUUCUCAAGACCAGUGGCACCAUAAGUUCCAUCAAACUACGUCAAGGAUUGGGAAGCCUGCCUAAACCUGCUGUGUUAAAACAGGUGAGUAAUCUCAAGAAGCUGCACCUCUUCUCAACUGGUCGCAAGAGCGACGAAUUAUCGCAGCUGCAGCACUUGCAUUGCCUACAAUAUCUUAAGCUCGAAGAGGAGGUUGAUGGAUUAUGGAAUCAUGUCUUCCAUGUGAAAGCUGGUGGGUUCGAAAGCCUCAUCUGGCUGUGCUUUGAGGCGUCAAAGCUCCCGCCUAUACUGAUCGACCAAGGAGCCAUGACCCUUCUGGGUUCUCUUCAGCUGCUUUCGCCAGCACUUCGUGGAGUCUCGGGCAUAAGACAUCUGUCAAACCUCAGAGAGGUGAUACUCCACCGUUAUGCUACCGAUGAUACAGUGAAAGGAUGGAAAAAAUUCGUAGAGGGACACAUCAACAGGCCAUAUGUGGAUAAGAAACAGGCAUAGUUGUUCUUGAAGCUCUCUAUAAAUUUAUAUGGCGUGCCGCGUGACUACUCAAGGAUCUUCCUCGGGGCCUCUACUUUCUUUGUCUUCCUCUAUUCAGGUGGGAUUGAUCCAUCAAUCAGGGUUCUAAUAACCUUCCAGCAUAUUUAUUCAUAAAUAAUUUGUACAUUGAGCCCGUCGAGCAGCAAACUGUAAUGAGAUAUGUACCUCCGGAGACAGGGU